AUGAUUGAUAUAUUACCAUCAUCACGUGUUUCACGUGCAUUUGGCUCAGAAGUUUCUUACUCAGAUGCAUUAUCGAAUGUACAUAAAUUUAAUUCACGUCUAUUACGUGAAAGACGUAUUCGUUUGCGUUUACCAUUUGUUGAUUCACAAACACAUAUUAUUCAAACACCAACACAACAUCAUUUAUGGAAACAACCAAUUCAACGUCUUAUGCCUUUUCGUCAUGAUCAAGUUUCAUGUUAUGAACGUAAACAAUGGCAUAAAAGAAGACCACAUCCACCAUCAACAGUAAAUCAAUUGCAAUCAACUAAUUCAACAACAAAUAUAUCAAAUACUGAUGAACAACAAUUAGAUUCUUUAUCAACAAAACCUAGUAAUAUCAAUGGAUCCUUACAAGUAUCAACAGAUGAUGAUCCUCGUGUUGCUGUACGAGCUGGUGAUCUUGGCAUGUCAGGUUCCGAUGUUCAUAUGAUUUCUACAAUUGAAAAUCCAGCUGGAACAGGUGGUCGAUUUGCUGGUGGUUCAAGUGAUGAUUCAUCUCAAUCUUCUGCAACACCAAUGACUGGUCUUGUUCAACCUCAACAACCACAUUGGCCACAACAUAAUACAACAUCUCACAAUCAUCAUCUUCAAAGUUAUAUUCUUGAAGGUGAUGAAGAUCUAGAUGAUAUUGAUUAUGAUGAUUAUGGUGGUAAUGGACCUGGUACACCUGGUGGUCCAUCGUCUCCUGUAUCUACUACUACAACACGUUCAAAACGUGGUAGUUCUACGAAACGAUUAUCACAUUCUAGUACAAGAAAGAGUAAUACUGGAGGAAACUCUGCUGGUAGUGGUAGUGGAGCGACUGGAAGUGCACCUAUUCAUCCUGGUCAUCGUCGUCAACAAUAUACACUUGCUGAAUUACCAUAUGUGUGUGAAUUUUGUCCUGCACGAUAUAAAACGAAGCCUGGCUUACAAUAUCAUUUAGCUAAACAUAAAGAAGCAAAUACAGAUCAUCGACCAUCAUCUUCAACACCAACAACUGCUGAUAAUAGUGGAUCAUUAUCACCCACAUCAGUUAAUACAUCAUCAAUGAUGAAACAAAAAUAUAUGAAUCCACCUAUUGAUCAUCCACAACAACAACAACAACAACAACAUCCUAUGUAUUCGAAUCAACCUAUGCCAGGCGGUCCAAUGCUUCAUAAUAAUACGAUUGGACAUGUACCUCAUGGUGGUGCUCCUCCAGGAAUGCCGACACCACCUUAUCCAAUGGGUCAUCAUCAUCAGCCACCACAACAACAACAACAACCACCACCAUCAUAUGGUAUGCCACCUCAACCUCAUCAUCAUGCAAUGCCUCCAUCAGCUUCCAUGCCACUCACUGUUGCUGCUUUAUCUGGUUCGGCACCUCCUACUAAUGUUCCCUAUUAUUCUCAACAACAACAACAGCAGAUGGCACAUCAACAUCAUAUGAUGAUGAUGCAACAACAACAACAACAACAACAUCAACAGCAGCAGCACCACCACCAACAACAACAACAGCAACAACAACAACAACAACAUCAACAGCAGUUUCAACAACCACCAAAACAACCUACUCCAUCAGCUGACCCUUUACCUACUGUUAUGACAGGUAUUCAAUGUGAUUUCUGUGGAGGUGAUGAACAAGAAAAUAAAACAACGAAAUUACCAGAACAAAUGAUUACUUGCAAAGAUUGUGGUGGUUCUGCGCAUCCAACUUGUCUUAAAUUUACUCCUAAUAUGGUUCGUCAAGUUAAAACAUAUCCAUGGCAAUGUAUGGAAUGUAAAACAUGUACUGAAUGUGGUAAUUCUGAAAAUGAUUCAGAACUUUUAUUUUGUGAUGAUUGUGAUCGUGGUUAUCACAUGUAUUGCUGUACACCACCUCUAUCAGCAGCACCUGAUGGCGAUUGGCGAUGUAAAUUAUGCUCUGCUCAAUUCGGCGAACUUCGAUCUUGA
Adineta steineri is the source of this 1956-nucleotide messenger RNA. The record is from the annotation of a GenBank genome assembly. Lineage: Eukaryota; Metazoa; Rotifera; Eurotatoria; Adinetida; Adinetidae.